Molecule: messenger RNA, 2803 nt
Organism: Exophiala oligosperma
Lineage: Eukaryota; Fungi; Ascomycota; Eurotiomycetes; Chaetothyriales; Herpotrichiellaceae
Product: serine/threonine-protein kinase bur1
Exons: 2
Coding region: 424-2430 (668 amino acids)
Biological process (GO): protein phosphorylation
Cellular component (GO): nucleus
Molecular function (GO): cyclin-dependent protein serine/threonine kinase activity; ATP binding
Source: RefSeq, a predicted model, not a curated record
GUCACUUUUAUCGCAUUUCUCGAUCAACGAUGUCGGUCGCGCAGCCACCUUGACCCUGAAAAUUGCUCAGGGUUCAGGUACGGUACUGAUGAACUAAGUUUUCGAAUCGCGUUCACCUGCGGCGCAAAUAACAAUACCAACCCUAUUGUCCGCCUAUUGUUCACCCUUUUUGAAUCUACCCUCUUGCGCCAGACAGUGAUACUUUCUGGCGACUAGAUGACGAGUCCAGGCUAUCACAUUCGGCCUCGGCCCCUUCAAUAAGAUCAACUCUUAUAACAACCGACUUGCGAUCGAUCACCACGUCGUCUUAAAAUAAGGCAUUGGAGCGCUCUCUCCGGAGGCAUUUCCUCACCCAAGAGGAGGCAACCUGAAAUUUCAACUCUGUCUACUUGUUGUCCGACAACACUUGGUUUAAAGGACACAAUGUCAAGCGAAUUGCAUCGCCCGCACAAAACACUUGAGCGGCUUGCCGAUGGCAGUCCUCGAUUUCAUGGCUGCUCGAGAAUCCAAGACUACGAAUAUCUGGGCAAACUAGGAGAGGGUACUUUUGGAGAAGUAUCGAAGGCCAGAUCAAAAAAGACCGGACAAUUGGUCGCACUGAAAAAGAUUUUGAUGCACAAUGAGAAGGAUGGAUUUCCCAUCACCGCCUUGCGGGAGAUCAAACUUUUGAAACAGCUUGAUCACAUCAACAUCUUGAAAUUGGAGGAGAUGGCCGUCGAGCGACCGAAGAAUGCAAGCAAGAAACCGAGCAUGUUCAUGGUCAUGCCGUACAUGGACCACGACUUGUCUGGUCUGCUCGAGAAUCCCGACGUGAAUUUUUCAGAGGCACAGAUCAAGUGUUACAUGAAACAACUUCUCGAAGGCUGUGCCUACCUCCACGAGAACAAGAUUCUACAUCGAGACAUGAAGGCUGCAAAUCUCCUUAUCAACAACAGAGGCAUUCUACAGAUUGCCGAUUUUGGCCUGGCGCGCCCAUACCAUGACGACCCACCGCGGCCUGGUCAUGGAGGCGGCGAGGCUACACGAGAGUACACCACCUUGGUCGUCACCCGUUGGUAUCGACCGCCAGAACUCCUUUUGCAACUGCGCAAAUAUACAACCGCAAUCGACUUGUGGGGUGUUGGUUGUGUUUUUGGCGAGAUCUUCAAGAAGAAGCCUAUUUUGACUGGCAAUACAGAUCUCAAUCAGGCCCAGAUCAUCUUCGACCUCGUUGGUUCUCCCACGGACGAGACAAUGCCAGGUUGGCGAGACCUUCCGGGUUGCGAUGGUAUUAAAGAAUUCGAACCCAAACAGCCUACGCUCAGCCGGGUAUUUCGCGAACUGCCUCCCCUUGCGCUCUCGUUGUUGGGUGAAUUCUUGAAGCUUGAUUGGCGGACACGAAUAAAUGCAAUCGAUGCAUUACAACAUCCUUAUUUCCACACAGAACCGCUGCCUGCCAGACCUGGCGACUUACCAACCUUUGAGGACUCUCAUGAAUUGGAUCGUAAGAAGUUCCGAGAUCAGAAACAGAAGCCUCCACCUGCGCCAGCCGGUGGAUCGGUGGGUAUCGCCUCGCAGGGUGAAUGGGGUCUUAACGGGCGUCCUCUUCCUCCUCACGAAGGUCGAGGGUUCCCUGGCUCGCGAGCUCCUGGAGGUCGACCCCAUGCUAACGGCUACGGGCAACAAGGGCAUGGUCGUAGACCUCCACCGCCUGGACAGAAUGGAGGCUAUGGGGGUAACGACCGUCGUGUGCCACCUCCUCGAGAUAUGCCACCGCAUGAUCAACCACACCGUCUCCCAUACGACGAGGGAUAUUCUCGACGACCUCCAAUGGAGCAUGGCAUGCCACCCCGCCAACCAAUUCAUGAAAACGACCCUUACCGGUACCCCGACCCAGAUAUGCCACCUUACCGAGAUGACGGUCGUGGCCCCCCACCGCCUCGGUCUAGAGUACCAGGACCUCCAGGCAGUGCGCCUCCGGUAGACAAUCGACGCCCCCCUCACGAUCGCGACACAUAUGUCCCGCCAUACUCCAGUGGAGAUUCUCAGCACCGGCCGCCGCCACCACAUAUGAAAUCUCGCAGAAGAGGUGACCGCCCACCCUUUAGAGAGGGCCAUCACUAUCCUCACGGACCACCAGACUAUGGCGAACCUCCUCUUCGAUAUGAUGAUAGUGGUGGUGGGCCAGGCCCGGAUCGUGACAGGGGACGGUUACGAGAUAUGGAUAGCAUGCCGAUGCCGCCUGAAGGUGGACCUUACGACAGAGACCGAGAUCGAAGACCGCGGAGUAGAAGUCCAAUUCCGAUGAGGGAUUGGGACAGAGAUCCACAUGCAAAUCAACAUCGAGAUAGGAGGGAUAGAGACCGAGAGUGGGAAAGAGAGCGCGAGUAUCGAGAUCGAGAUCGAGAUCGCGACCGAGGGUAUGGUAUGCAAGAUCCCUAUCGUCGAUGAUGAUGUGUCUCAAUAUUUCGACUUGCUUCAUCAAGUGGUCGUGGGCGUGAUAGUCAUAUUCCCUUCAUCUUCUGGCACAACCUGAGUCGGCCGCGAACUGCCUUUUUCCUUUUUGCUCCCUAUAUUGUAUUGAAUGUGCUUCUUUCUAUGCAUAGCGAUGGGGGUGGCGCGGACGAUACCUUUUCCUUAUCGUGGGGGUGUGCCGUGGCGUUUUUAUCUUUUCUUAGUAAGAAGGGCAAAACAUGUUGAAAUCUUUACGAAAACAUGGUAUACAACUGGUGGCUCAUCUUGUGCGUAUGCUUUAUGUUAUAGGUGGUACUUUUUGACGAGUACUCUUAAGAAUGCCAAAAUACAAAAGUUGAAAAUUCAAAAA